GACUUCAUGACUCCGGAAGAUCUUUUCGCGGCGUUUUUCGGUGCAGGCCCCGCCUUUCACCCACAACAGCGUCACCAUGCACAUCAUCAAGACGAUGGACAAGUGCAGCGGAUGCAGAUUUUCCAAGCAUUGCCUGUCCUGCUCCUGGUGCUCCUGACCCUCUCCAACUUUGCAAAAGAUGGCGGAG
This is a messenger RNA of Symbiodinium pilosum, 187 nucleotides long. Lineage: Eukaryota; Dinophyceae; Suessiales; Symbiodiniaceae. The record is from the annotation of a GenBank genome assembly.